AUGACUGAUGAAGGCGUUACAACAACAAGACGCCGAGUGCUAUCAGAUGAGGAGCUGAAAAAAUUUGUUUUUCAACUGAACGAUGAAGAUCGUCGAACUUUGUUGGCUCGUUUUAGUAAAUGCGGCAGAGAAAAGUUUUUCACUCAAAGCUUACCACUAGCGAUUGCUGUGCCUGGCGCGCUUUACAUAUUUCGCGAACCUAUAUCAAAAGCGUUAAAUAUGCGUCAGUUUAAAAUCUCCUUUUACCUUUUGACAGCGGCUGCUGUAGCUGGGAUUGCGAACUUCCGGGCUUUGCGCGGUGAAUGUAAGCAACGUUCUUUGGCAGAGAUAGAAACUUUAAUUGAAAAGUAUAAUUAUUCUCCGGGCAGCACCCCCAGCUAUGCAGACCUAAGGCUUCAUAAUCGUAAUGCAGCAACUGGUACUCCAGCUUACAGUGCGGAACCAUCACCUAAUUAUCAGUUCGCUAACUCUCCUGUAGGUGGAAUGUCGUAUGAUGAGCUUAGACAACAGAAUCGUGGACUGGAACCAAGAGCUUCCUUAGCUCAACGUGAUAAGCAACUACAAGACUAUGGAGGACGUCCAGAAUCAAUUGAAAAUAUGGUCAAUCAACCUCCGAUGCCCGAGGCAAGAAGUCACGAAGGAAGCUAUGUUCCAGUUGGCUCGAACCAUGUCCCAAAGAAAUUUCUUGGAGGAAGUUCUUCCUUUCAAGACGAUGCGCCUCCACUAAUGUCUGGUACUCCUGUAGGGAAUACUAAAACUUCUUACGGUGAUGAAGGGUUUUCUUGA
Molecule: messenger RNA, 786 nt
Organism: Enterobius vermicularis (human pinworm)
Lineage: Eukaryota; Metazoa; Nematoda; Chromadorea; Rhabditida; Oxyuridae
Source: the annotation of a GenBank genome assembly